AGCUCACAAGCACACCGCCGACCUCUGCCCCGGGGCGAAGGGGAGCAGCAGCGGCAGGCAGGCCCCAGCCCUGACUUCCACCGUCCCCGUCCCGCCAGCCCCCACACGGCCAGCGGGCGAACUGGAGCCAGCUCGGCUUCGCGGGCGCCGCCCCCCAGCAGGCUCGCCUGGGUCGGGCCAACAGUGACCGAAUCCACUUCGGCUCCGUCUACUCCGAAGUCGGCGCGUCCACACGGGGCCUGGUUCUAAUUCCCUCCCGCCAGUGGCAAGAGGACAGAGGCACCAAACUGACAUUUCAGUAAACCUCUCUUUCAGUUCUAUGAUGCUGUUGGGAAAUUUCAUACAACCAGUGCUCAGCUUAAAGAAACUAUCAACCCCAGGUCCACGCAGGCACUUCUGGGGAUGGCUGAAUGCAGUUUUUAACAAGGUAGACUAUGAACGUAUACAGGCUGUUGGCCCUGAUAGAGCCGCUUCGGAAUGGCUUCUGCGUUGUGGGGCACUGGUUCGUUUCCAAGGCUAUGAUAAAUGGCAGCAUGACUACAAUGGUCUCCCAACCGGGCCUCUGGGAAAAUACAAGAUACAAGCAAUCGAUGCCACAGAGUCCUGCAUCAUGUACCGAGGAUUUGAUUAUUUGGAUGGUCUCAAACACGUUGAGGAAAUUAAGCUGAGCAACUGUAUUUAUAUCCAGGAUGAAUGUCUGCAGAGGAUCAGUGAGACUGAGAGUUUACAGAAAAGUCUCCUGCGACUGAUGAUAAUUUCCUGUGGGAAUGUCACAGAUAAAGGCAUCGUAGCACUCCACAAACUAACGAACCUUGAAUAUUUAUUUCUGAGUGACCUUCCUGGGAUAAGUGAGAAAGAAACUACUAUUCAAAUCCUUAAGAAAUCAAUGCCAUCACUGGAGCUGGAAUUAGAUUUAGAAUAAAGGCAUCUUUACGUAAUUCUGAGGUCUUAUUUCAUAAUAUUCAUUAUCCUUAAACUAUAUGGGUUAUACAGUUGUCACUACUUAUAUUUCCUCAUGGAAGAAGAUCUCUCAUCCAUGGCUUUGAAGGUAUUUAAAAAAAAAUCAAUCUCAGUGAAAUGUCGUUGAACUUAAUUUGUGCUUCACUUAACUAUAGCGAAUGCAAUUCUGUAAACACUUGUAUGUUUUGGAGUGGUUGUAAGAAGAUAAAGAAUUCUGUCUACUAGCAGGGGAAAUAAGUAAAAACCAAAUACUCUUCCUUGCACCCAUGUAUACAAUUACAAUAGCUGUUUUUAAAUGUGCCUCUGUCUACCAGAUGAGUAUGGAAAAGAGAUUGAGUAUGGCUGAAGAACUAGACAGGAUACAGCUGUACUGAAUAUUUGUCAAGUUUCACCUGCUGUCUAAAUGCACGGUCUGUUUGGGAAUGUUACCAAAUGUGUAUGAUGAAGUUUUAAUAAACACUCUUGAAAACCAA
Chrysemys picta bellii (western painted turtle) is the source of this 1433-nucleotide messenger RNA. It is a transcript of the gene DMAC2L, whose product is annotated as distal membrane arm assembly component 2 like. The record is from RefSeq and is a predicted model, not a curated record. NCBI's taxonomy places the organism in Eukaryota, Metazoa, Chordata, Testudines, Emydidae.